Molecule: messenger RNA, 2284 nt
Organism: Propithecus coquereli (Coquerel's sifaka)
Lineage: Eukaryota; Metazoa; Chordata; Mammalia; Primates; Indriidae
Gene: NAP1L3
Product: nucleosome assembly protein 1-like 3
Exons: 2
Coding region: 112-1968 (618 amino acids)
Biological process (GO): nucleosome assembly
Cellular component (GO): chromatin; nucleus
Molecular function (GO): chromatin binding; histone binding
Source: RefSeq, a predicted model, not a curated record
CCCGGGCCUCGGUCGCUGCCACCCAAGCAUCCGUGAGUCCUUUUCUGCCCCUCUCCGGGCGCGCGGUCUUUGCGGUAGUCACCAUCUUAAAGAGAUUUGCAGGCUUGCAAGAUGGCAGAAGCAGAUGUUAAAAUGGUCUUGGAAUCUGCCGCCCAGGGGGUUGCUGAAGAGGAGAUGGCUAGCUCGGCUAGUGAUUCUGGGGAAGACUCUGACAGCAGUAGCUCUGGCAGCAGCACUAGUUGCAGCAGCAGCAGCAGCAGCAGCAGCAGCCGCCGCCGCCGCCGCCGCCGCUUACAUAAAAAGAAGAGGGUACCUGAGCCAUCCAGAAGGGCGCGGCGGGCUCCGUCUGUUCCAAGUUUCCUGGAUAGGCUGCCUCAGGCAGUUAGAAAUCGUGUGCAGGCGCUCAGAAAUAUUCAAGAUGAAUGUGACAAGGUAGACGCCCUAUUCUUAAAGGCAAUUCAUGAUCUCGAAAGAAAAUACGCUGAACUCAAUAAGCCUCUGUAUGAUAGACGAUUCAAAAUCAUCAAUGCAGAACAUGAGCCUGCAGAAGCAGAAUAUGAAUGGAAUUCAGAGGAUGAGGAGUUCAGCAGUGAUGACGACGAAGAUCUGGAUGAUUCCUCUGGUGAAAUGCCUCCCUUAGAGGGUGAGGAAGAAGACCCUAGAGAAAAACCUGAGGUGAAGGCUGAAGAGAAGGAGGUUCCUAAAGAAAAACCUGAGGUGAAGGCUGAAGAAAAGGAAGCUCCUAAAGAAAUUCCUGAGAUAAAAGCUGAAGAAAAGGACGUUCCUAAAGAAAUUCCUGAGGUAAAAGCUGAAGAAAAGGAAGUUCCUGAAAAAAUUCCUGAGGUAAAAGCUGAAGAAAAGGAAGUUCCUGAAGAAAUUCCUCAGGUAAAGGCUGAAGAAAAGGAAGUUCCUGAAGAAAUUCCUGAGAUAAAGGCUGAAGAAAAGGAAGUUCCUGAAGAAAUUCCUGAGGUAAAGGCUGAAGAAAAGGAAGUUCCUGAAGAAAUUCCUGAGAUAAAGGCUGAAGAAAACGAAGUUCCUGAAGAAAUUCCUGAGGUAAAGGCUGAAGAAAAGGAAGUUCCUGAAGAAAUUCCUGAGGUAAAGGCUGAAGAAAAGGAAGUUCCUGAAGAAAUUCCUGACGUAAAGGCCGAAGAAAAAGAAGAUUCUGAAGAUUGUAUGGAGGUGACAUCUGAAGUAAAAGAAGAUCCUGAGGGAGCCCCCCAGGCAAAGGCAGAAGAUAAACAGCCUAAAGCAACAGAGGUUAAGGCAAGGGCUACAGUAAGGGAGGCUCAAAAAAGAGUUCCUGAAGAAAGGCUUAUGGAAAUAGUGAAUUUCAAAAGAGCUAGGAAGGGAAAGCCAAAAAGUGAAGCUCCUAAAGGCAUUCCUGACUACUGGCUGACUGUUUUAAAGAAUGUCGACAAGCUCGGGCCUAUGAUUCAGAAGUAUGAUGAGCCCAUUCUGAAGUUCCUGUCUGAUGUUAGCCUGAAAUUCUCAAAACCUGGCCAGCCGGUGAGUUACACCUUUGAAUUUCAUUUUCUGCCCAAUCCGUACUUCAGAAACGAGGUGCUGGUGAAGACAUAUAUGAUAAGGUCAAAACCAGAUCACAACGAUCCCUUCUUCUCUUGGGGAUGGGAAAUUGAAGAUUGCAAAGGCUGCAAGAUAGACUGGAGAAGAGGAAAGGAUGUUACCGUGACAACCACCGAGAGUCGCACAACUGCUACUGGAGAAAUUGAAAUCCAGCCAAGAGUGGUUCCUAAUGCAUCAUUCUUUAAUUUCUUCAGUCCUCCUGAGAUUCCUAAGAUCGGAAAGCUGGAACCACGAGAAGAUGCUAUCCUUGAUGAGGACUUUGAAAUUGGUCAAAUUCUGCAUGAUAAUGUCAUCCUGAAAUCAAUCUUUUACUAUACAGGUGAAGUCAAUGGCACCUUCUAUCAAGAUGGCAGAGAUUAUGGAAACAGGAAAUUUCGAAAAUAAAAAAGAUGUUGAAAAAUCAAGAAUCUUAAAAAUUCAAGAAGUGAAGCAAGUUCAUAUAGCCUUGAAAAAAGAAAAAGCAGAAAACCUGCCAUAUAACAAGCUGAAUGCUAUUAUUCCUUAUAGUCUCGUGUUUUCGUAGUUUCUUGGUAGUCCAUUUUAAAAAAAAAAUUGUGCUAAAAAGUGUGUCAGUUUAUUCUAUCUAGCCUAUUGUAGUGUAAUCAAAAUAUGUAAGCUGUUUUCAAUGAUCUAAAGCAUGUUAGUUUGGUGCUACAGAGUGUUGAUUUUUGUGAAAUUCUUUUGUCAUAUUCCUAUUAGA